Molecule: messenger RNA, 2071 nt
Organism: Prorocentrum cordatum
Lineage: Eukaryota; Dinophyceae; Prorocentrales; Prorocentraceae
Source: the annotation of a GenBank genome assembly
AGCUUUUCUGGCCGAGCGGGCACCCUGCACGCCCCGCCCCUGGGAUGGCACAGGCGCGCCACUCCUGGGGAUGCGCUCAUUCGGCGGCCGCGGCUUCUGCAGCAGACCGCAGGGGCCUAGAGGUUGACACCAACACCAAUUUCGGCGGCGUGCCUCCACCGAGGGAAAGAAGAUCCCGAUAUCGGCGAUGGUGGUGAUGAUUCUGGCUUCCAGGGUGGCCAAGAGAUUACCCUCAGCACCGAAAUCGGGGCCCACCCUCCCCCUGUGGAGGGCAGCCCCCUGUGCUGGUCUCCACCCCUCCCCAGAAGCCUCCCUUGGGACCCUCCGGGCGGACCAGGCCGCCACCGACGUGGGCGACCAGGUGCUGGCGUUCGCCAGGGCGUCCUCCGGCGACGGCGGCGAGGACCGCGGCUCGGCCCUGAGAGGUCGCAGGGCCUCGUUCCUGGCGGGCUGCGUGCCGCCGCUGUUUCGGUCAAGCUGGCGCCAAGGGCAGCCAGGAGAUCGAGAUCCCGCCGUCGAGCUGGCCGACGGGGUGGGCGCCCACGUGCCAGAUCACCUGAGGUGCGAGAACGUGACCGCCAACUUUGCAAGUUUUGACCGGAUCGGGAUGGGCUCGUCGAGCGUUGUUUACCGAGCUGUGAGGCUCUCAGACAACAGGCGGGUGGUCAUCAAGGCGAUGCGGCGCCGUGGUGCGGGCGAGGCGAUCCUGGCGAGGCGGGAGUUUGCCCUCCUCAGCGACUUGAAGCACCCCAACAUCAUCACUGCUUUAGAUUUCCUGGAAUCGCCGUCGUGCGUGGCCCUGGUGCUGGAAGACAUCGCGGGCCGCAGCCUGCGAUCGCUGGUGCGCUCCAGUGCUGCCGGGCGCCUCGACGAGCGGAGCGCCGUGCGCCUCUUCGUCGACGCGGCUGCCGGAUUGGCCUACCUGCACGGCAGGCGGGUGGUCCAUCGCGAUCUGAAGCCCGACAACCUUCUCGUGUCGAGGGACGGCGCCCUGAAGAUUAUAGACUUCAACGUCGCAUCCAGCACCGAGGAGAGGGCGAGCUCCUGACGCCGACGGGGACCAGGGCGUUCCGCGCCCCGGAGGUCCUGAACAGCCCUUACACUUGCCACCGAACCGUCCGCGGACGUGUGGUCUGUCGGCCUCUGCCUGCACUUCACGCUGCACGGCCGGCUGCCCUCGCAGAAGCCCGGCGACCCGCCGACGGCCGCGCAGAGCGUGGCCUCCGUGCCGACGGCGGCCUCGGACCACGCCUCGGACGACGGCGCUUCGGACGACGUCGCCACUCCCAAGAGCCUUCCGCGGCGCGCGGUGACCGAGCAGCCCUCCGGGCCUUUUGGCAGUGGCGCGUGGGUCUUGCGGCGGUGCCUCCACGAGGACCCGCGGCGGCGGGCGACCGAGCUCCUCGCGGGGGCGUCUGGCUGGCUCGCCGGCUGCAGAGACACGUAGGAUCUCCAGGGCUAGGGCAUUUCGGCUCGCGCGCCGCGUCGUAGCAUGCGGCGGAAGCAGAUGGGGGACCUUUUCACGCAGAGGCCCUGGGCGAAAGACCCAGCGGCUGACAAUGUGUGCUUCCCUGGAGAUCUGACUUCGCGACCCAAAUCACGACAUCGCAAAAGGCUUGUAAUCUCCGCCUUACUUUUCAAGCCCCGCUGAUGCCAAUUUCCGCCCUGCUUUUCUGUUGCCGUUUCCGCCCUCGCCGUUUCCGCCCUCGCCUUUUCUGUUGCCGUUUCCGCUGUUCGGGGGGUCCCCCGUCGUGGGCACGGGUCGCGGGUCACGUCGGUGACGUGUCCCGUGGACGCGCCAGCGGUGUGCUGGCCAGCGGCGGAGCAGGGGACCAACUGUGGGAAGGCGUGGUCCGUGGCAGCGUGGCUCGUGCUUCCCUGCACGUCCCUGCGUCAAUAUCGCUCGGUGCAUGCGCACAUUGAAGUGUUGGAAAGUGUGGUGCGUGGUUUCCUGCCACUUGCUCUGCGCGAGCCCGGUGCGACGUUGGCGCGGCCUUGGGCAUCGUCGAUUCCAUUGUUCCCUCCCUGGGCCUGUCCAGCGCCGUCGGCUCUUCUCAGGUACUACUAGUCG